AUGGGUUCACUGUUUCGGUACAGCUUUCCCGCCUUCUCCGAGUUAAGAGAGAGAGCGAGAGAAGGGGAAAAAAAACCCCGGGGCCUAGAGUACAGAGGCCCGGCAGCGGCGUCGUCAUGGCAACGGGCGCCGGCAGGAAACGAGGGACGCGCGGGAGGGAGGGAGAGGGGAGGGCGCCGAGGGGAGGGGGAGGGACGGGGGAGGGGUCCGGCUGCCCCGGAAGCACCUCCCCACCAGCCCCCUCCUCCAGCCCGGCCCCGCAGCCCCCGGCCUGCAGCCCCCACCCUCUCGGCCCGGCAGGAAGUGACAGGCCCCGAGCGAGCCCCGGAGGCCUGGCGGAGCCGCGGCCGGCCCGCACCCGGAGCGGCGGGAGGGGCGGGGAGCCGCGGCCGCGCCGGGCACCUCCCACCCCGCCCUCGGCGCCCCCGCCCCUCCAGGAAGGGGAGGAGGCGAGGGGAGCCCGCCGCCGAGGCCGAGCGAGCCCCCUGCCCAGCCCGGCGCCCGGGGACCCCGGCACGUGAGGUGGACGCCCCCCGGGAGCGCCCGGGUGCAGAGCCCGGCGCGGAGGUACCUCCCCCAGUUUCUUUCCCUGCCUACCUCCAGCGCUCGCUCUGCGGUCCUUCGCUCCGCCUGUCCGAGUCCUCUCGCUAUUCAUUUCGCUGGGCUCCCUGCUGUCUGUCCGUCCGUCACCCUCCUCGCUUCUGA
Messenger RNA from Phacochoerus africanus (Common warthog), 705 nucleotides. RefSeq names its product acidic proline-rich protein PRP33-like. The record is from RefSeq and is a predicted model, not a curated record. The transcript has 3 exons. NCBI's taxonomy places the organism in Eukaryota, Metazoa, Chordata, Mammalia, Artiodactyla, Suidae. The coding region runs from base 1 to 705 and encodes 234 amino acids.